This is a messenger RNA of Saccharomycopsis crataegensis, 1413 nucleotides long. Its product is annotated as G protein subunit beta. The record is from RefSeq and is a predicted model, not a curated record. Lineage: Eukaryota; Fungi; Ascomycota; Saccharomycetes; Ascoideales; Saccharomycopsidaceae. The transcript has a single exon. Gene Ontology annotation, cellular component: cytoplasm; heterotrimeric G-protein complex. Gene Ontology annotation, molecular function: signaling receptor complex adaptor activity; protein binding. Bases 1 to 1413 code for a protein of 470 amino acids. Gene Ontology annotation, biological process: G protein-coupled receptor signaling pathway.
AUGAGCGUGAACACUACCACUUUACUGAUUCAGACUAAUCUUGAUACCAAUGGCAAGAUGGAUCCUUCUAGUACUACUACUCCCACAACGACCAACCAGGUGGCGCUCCUUACUUAUCGAUUAGACCAAGCGAUUCGUGAACGUGAUGCUCUAGAGGCCCAGAUCAAGCGGAAAUUAGCCAUGUUGAAAGAUACCAGCCUUCUUCAACUCACUACAGGGAUCCCCAACGUUAAGCGGCUCAAUCUUUUCAGUAUCCGCAAGUUCAAAGCCCAUACUAGACCCAUCAGGGCGGUGUCGUGGUCCAGAGACUCGUGCCAUAUUGUGUCGGCAUCUGAUGAUAAUAAUUUGAUCAUUUGGAACUCGCGGACGAAAUUAAAAGAGCAUUUUGAACCGUUGCAAGUCGAUGAUCAUUACGCUUUUGCGUGUGAUAUCAGCCCCGAUAACAAUUUAGUGGUCUGCGGAGGCCUCAGUAAUUCUGUAUCAAUUUUCAGGAUCCGUAAUAAUAAUAAUAAUAAUAAUAAUAAUGGCUCGAUGCAUUAUGGGGAUAGGAAUGAUGGGGGAGUGGUCAAUCGUGACAAUAUAAUUUAUGGGGCGGAUCCUAUUCAACUUGAUACGUCAUUAUCGUCGUCAUCGAUCGUAUGUCGGUUCAAAGACCAUACUGAUUGGGUGACGGGGGUGAAAUUCGUGAGCAAUCAUGAACUCAUAUCGACGUCUAGUGAUCGGAAAUGCUAUCUCUGGGAUAUCAAUAAGGGCACCAAGACCAGGAGUUUUGCAGAUAAUUUGUCGGAUAUCACUGGACUAAGUCUUUCACCGGCCAACGAGAAUGUGUUUAUAACCCUGAGUGCCCAAGAUUCCACGGUGCGAUUAUACGAUAUCCGCGACCCCAACAACGCUGGGCUCGUGGAGCAGUUUGGUCCGGUGGGCGACGAUGCCACCGCAGUGGAAUUCUUCCCCAGUGGUAAUGCGUUUGCUGUGGGCACUAAAGAGUCGACGAUCUCGUUGUUUGAUAUUCGGUCGGGAAGCAUCAAGAUGGAAGAGUUCAUGCUACCGAUUUCUAGCAUUACUCAAGCCCAGCUUGCCACCAAUCCUAGUCCCACCUCUACUCGAUUCAAGCAGGGUUCAGGACGCAAUAAUCAUAAUAAUUUAUCGAAUAAUGCGAGUAGGAGGGGUAGUGGAGGAGGAAUGGCAACCAUCAACGUCGAUGGGGUUGAGUGUUUGAGUUUUUCCAACUCAGGAAGAAUCUUGUUCAUCACUACCCAGGACUUGGGGUGUUUUGCGUUCGAUAUUUUGAAAGGAGAGAUGAUCCAAGAAUUGGAUAAGUAUAGCUCAUUGGUGAAAGUGAGUCCUGAUGGCUACGCGGUGUUAACUGCUUCUACUCCACAGCAUUGUAUGGAAUUAUGGACGUUUAUGUGA